AUGGAGAUCGUUGACGGAUCCCCGCUUUACCAGGGACCUGGUUGCAACUUGUCUAACCCCAAGUAUGGCUACGACUUUGUCAUUUCGACUACUCAAGCUAGUAUAAACUCGGAUCUGUGCAUGUACUUGCACAACAACACUUUACCUUGUAACUAUUUUUGCUUCCUCUCGAAUCCCUCAAAUGCGAAUGAAGUGGUCCCAGUCACCUUGGAAGACCUUGUUGCCAAAACAGGCGGGGUUGAUCCCUUCAAGAUCCCAUGGGAUACCCCGCAUACAGACCCUCGGGUUCAGGCGCUAACCAAGGUGGGAUUCGCCGUCGGUGUCAAGGUCCGCAUGGGGCUUCCUCCAGGUGUAGAGCCCAAGGAUCUCCCCCCUAUUCUAGAGCUUGUCGAUAAUCCCCAGUUCGCAAGGUUCAAGAUCCUAUUCUCCGACUUUCAUGUUGUUGAGAAUGAGUUGGUGAAUUCCGCCAGCCCUAGUGGUAAAUGGAGCGUCUGGAAGCAGCAGCCGGGUCAUCCAUGGAUUCUCCAAACAUUUGUCAACCUUUUUCAUGCGAGUCUCGACAAUCAGCUGAAUGGUUCAAUCCACUUCUCUCAGAAUCCUGCCAAGAAGAAAUGA
Fusarium subglutinans is the source of this 615-nucleotide messenger RNA. RefSeq lists its product as uncharacterized. The transcript has 2 exons. The record is from RefSeq and is a predicted model, not a curated record. NCBI's taxonomy places the organism in Eukaryota, Fungi, Ascomycota, Sordariomycetes, Hypocreales, Nectriaceae. The coding region runs from base 1 to 615 and encodes 204 amino acids.